Molecule: messenger RNA, 5868 nt
Organism: Chelmon rostratus (copperband butterflyfish)
Lineage: Eukaryota; Metazoa; Chordata; Actinopteri; Chaetodontiformes; Chaetodontidae
Product: axin-1-like
Exons: 13
Coding region: 220-2883 (887 amino acids)
Biological process (GO): negative regulation of canonical Wnt signaling pathway
Source: RefSeq, a predicted model, not a curated record
GCCACCAUGGGGAGUUAAGGGGGCAGUCGACGGAUUAUUUUCGUUAAUAUUUAAUAUCAGAAAGCUAUCCAUAUGCUGCGUUUUGGAGCACACAGUUCGCGCCACUAUCCCCAAUGCAGCGGAUUACGGGGAUCGGGCUUUCAGAGACGGGUGAAUUGUUUGCCAGCAAAAUCAUUGCUAGAGGGCAAGAUCUGACCUCUGCCUUGUGCAAUCAGAGACAUGAGUGUUGUCAGAGAAUUACAUGGGAUUGGGUACAGGGGCGGUGGUGGGGUUGUGGCCUCUCUGAGCGGCCCUACCCACUUUACCGAGGAUGCUCCGCGACCCCCUGUUCCUGGUGAGGAGGGAUCUGAUGUGGACCCCCCAGUCCAGUCAGCCAGCACCCGUCCAAACACCCUUUCCCAGACCCUCGGCUAUCUCCCGUCGUCCUCAUCAUCUAAAAUGGGGGAUCCAUCAAGCUACACACCCUCCUCUUCGUCUGCGACCCCGCGUCGCCCUGAUCUGGACUUGGGGUAUGAACCUGAGGGCUCUGCUUCACCAACUCCACCUUACCUGAAGUGGGCAGAGUCACUUCACUCUCUCCUAGACGACCAGGAAGGCAUCCAGCUGUUCCGAAACUUCCUGUGCCAGGAAGGCUGUGCGGACCUCCUUGACUUCUGGUUUGCUUGCUCGGGGUUCAGGAAGACCAGCCAGGAGAAGCGGGCAAAGCUAGCCAAGGCCAUCUAUAGGAAGUACAUUGUUGACGGAAGCGGGAUUGUCUCCAGACAGAUCAAAGCAGCCACCAAGAGCUUCAUCAGAGACUGUGUUGGAAGGCCGCAUCCAGACCCUGCCAUGUUUGAACAGGCCCAGAUAGAGAUCCAGGGUAUGAUGGAGGAGAACACCUACCCUUUGUUUCUUAAGUCGGAUCUGUACCUGGAGUACACACGGACAGGAGGAGAGAGCCCCAAGCCUAACCCUAGCGAUCAGAGCCCUUCAUCGGGUCCAGCCAAGCCUGUGCCUGGCUACUUACCGACACUCGCUGAGGACGAGGAGUGGAGGUGUGGAGGAGGAGGAGUGAGGGAGGUGGAGGAAGAGAAAGAUGAGGAGGAGUGUGGAGACACACCAGCUGGUAGGCUGACUCACAGCCUGCUGAUGCAGACAGCACCGCAGAGAGCCUCGGCCAACAGGAGGAGGCAGGACAGCAGGGAGUACAGGCCGUGGCGGGAGCCGGUAAACCCGUACUACGCUAAUAUGGGCUAUGCUCGCGCGCCGGCAACCAGUGCCAAUGACAGUGAGCAACAGAGCAUGUCGAGUGAUGCAGACACACUGUCACUGACCGACAGCAGUGUAGAUGGUAUUCCUCCAUACAGAUAUCGGAAGCAGCAUCGUAAAGAGAUGCAUGAAAGUGCCAAAGCCAAUGGACGUGUGCCCCUACCUCAUAUACCUCGCACGUACCGCAUGCCAAAGGACAUCCACGUAGAGCCUGAGAGGUUUGCAGCAGAGCUCAUCAGCAGGCUGGAGACGGUUCUCAGAGAGCGAGAGGCUCAGGAAAGACUCGAAGAGAGGCUGAAGAGAGUACGACUGGAAGAAGAGGGAGACGAUGCUGACAUCUCCGUGACAACCUCCAUGUCUUCUCAUAGCAUACCACUCCCCCUACCCUCAUCGUUUCCACCUCUCUAUGGCGCCCGUUAUUCAGAGACCACUGCUAACACGGCAACAGUCGCCACUUAUGGCGGUCUGGUUGCCAUGGAGGAUUCCCAUGACGACGACCCGGAAUCUAUUUUGGAUGAGCAUGUACAGCGUGUGAUGAAAACACCGGGUUGCCAGUCGCCAGGGGCAACCAACAGCACCUUAGGAGGAGGGGGUCGGCACACUCCUCCCAAAUCAUCGCGUUCACCUGACGGGGGGACCGGCCCACCUCACUACCCCCCACACCGAGGGGGAGGUCACAGUUUGCCUGCUGCUGGGGUCAAAGGUGUGCAUCACCACAAGCAGCUGUAUCACCACAGAGGAAGAGAAGGGCAGGAGGAGGCGGGCUCUAGGUCUCAGGCUAACUUCAUGUGGAACGGAGACCCAGCCAAUCAGUACGCAGGGAGAAGUCGCAACUACGCCGACGGGGCCGGAGCCAGCACGCUCGAGGGCAUGGGUUACAGUAGUAAAGGCAGCACGCUAUCGCGGCGAGGUUGUAAGAAGGCAUCAGAGACGUCAGGCAAAGGCGACGAGAGUGGCCGUGGCCUGGAGGCCCAGGUGCCACUGGAGGAUCUGGAGAGAAACCAGAAGAUCCUUCAGUGGAUGAUGGAAGGAGACCGACAAAGGAAGAGCUCACACGGCGGCAGCACCAGCAGCUCCAGGAGGACGGGAGCCAGCAGCGAGUCACCACGUCCCACAUCAGUGGAGCGACCUGGAGCCGUGCACCCCUGGGUCUCUGCCCAGCUGCGGAACAACCCCUCCUCAGUGUCCCCCGCCAUCCCCGGCUCAUCGUCCACACAGGUCCAGCCCUCGCACCCUUUCAUCCAGGACCCAGCUAUGCCCCCCAACCCAGCUCCCAACCCCCUCACCCAGCUGGAGGAGGCUAGGAGGAGGCUGGAGGAGGAGAGGAGGAGGAACGCAAUACAGCAGGCCAAGCAGAGGCAUAAGUCUGGUAAGCGGCAAGUGUGCGAGAACAUGACGGUCGCUUACUACUUUUGUGGAGAGCCGAUCCCAUACCGAACGUCAGUCAAAGGCCGGGUGGUGACUUUGGGCCAGUUCAAGGAGCUGCUUACCAAAAAGGGCCAUUACAGGUUCUACUUUAAGAAAGUGAGCGACGAGUUCGACUGCGGGGUCGUGUUCGAGGAGGUUCGUGACGAUGACGCCAUCUUGCCCAUCUUCGAGGAGAAGAUCAUCGGGAAGGUGGAGAAGGUUGACUGAAAUCUGGGAACAGGAAUUGCAACAAGAUCAUUUGUGUAAGAAUAAAAAAAAAAAAAGAAAACAGGAGGAGAUAGGAGGAGAACAUCAGGAUUGGAUAGAAAUUCAGGUGAGAGAAAACGAAUGAAUGAAAGUAGGAAGAUGGAAGGAGCAACGUGUGACAGAAGGGGGUUGGCGCUGCAUGGUCGUAGCUCGAGUAUUAAGGAGGUGGUUGGUUUUAUGGAUUGGAUCAAACCCACAUACAGCGAAGAAGCUUGGCCAGAUGAAACCAGAGCGGAGGAAAGGAACAUAAAUUAUUUCACCUGUCUUGUGUCCACUGUGGAUAUUAGAGGAGCGCUGUUAAAAUCUGAUGUCUGACCAGUCUUCCACUUCCACUGCGAUGGAUGGGAAAGGGUGAGGGGGGACUGCUGGAAGGAGAGAGGAUAAAGUAGUCUUCCACUUCUGCUCUGGAGGAGUCUGUCCUCCGCAGACCAUUACGAUGCUGCUACAUUACCACGGAAACUCUUCAAUCGGUGCUCGGGACAGCAAAGAAAAGCAGUUUGGAUCCAUUCGGGAGUCUCGCUGCCUUUCGCUGUCUCUGUUCCUCAUCAGCUGGUGACAAGGGGAGAGGACGGAGGAUUUGGGGGAGUGGGAACUUUAGCCUGCUUCUCCUCUCGUUGACUUCAUAGCCUCAAACCAGAGACUUUCUCACCCUUGAUUCCUAGAUGUCAUGUAGUGAUCUCUCACGUCAACAUGUUCAGACAACAGUUCUCCACACAACUUGUUUACCAAAGCUACAUAUUUUUGAUAAGACAAGUAUCCUAGCUACUUGUUUCAUUUUAUUUGAAUUGUGUAUGUACAAGGCAGGUACUAUUACUUAUUAAUGCAGCCUAAUUUCGUUAUAUCUCAACUUAAUGUUGUAUUAUUGUGUAUGUUUUGAAGCUAGUUCAUUAGUCAUUUCAGGGCAGCCAUUUUGUUUUUGUUUUUUUCCCUCUAUAAGACAUCUCUGCACCUCAAUUCUGUUCUGUUUACCUUUUUGAGUGUGUGGUUCUGUUCUCCUGCGCGAUGGAUUGUAAGUAUAGGAUCCCCACCCUUAAAAAUUGUCACGAAACACAAGAGCGCACACUGCAAGUGUGCCGUCUUUGACCACAGCAUCUGUUGUUUUGAAAACAGGUCACACUGUCACUUCCCCCACAUCUUAUUUUUCUGCUAUGCUGAGGGCCUGUGUACGUAACUCCAAACUCAGUCUAGGUGCCUGCCUGCCCGCCUGCCUGGCCAGUGCCAUUACCAACUAGAAUGCUUAUUGUGAAGCGCGUCAGUGAGCGUGAAAGCCUGUGUCAUGUGUGCCUGAACUCAGCCAAAGAGCAUAUCGUGUUUGUGCGUGUGUGCGUGUGUGCGUGCGUGUGUUCCAAGUUGACAAGUAUCAAAUGUAUUUUUCCAUCAUGAGCAGAAGGGAAUCUCUUCCUCUUGCAGAUUCCUAAACUUCAAACAUUGUAUCUUACCGCUGAGUUUAAAAUCUGCAGUUUAUCUUGAAAGAACAGUUUGACAUUUUGGGAAAUGCGUUGGAUGAGAAUGGAUACCACACUGAUGUCUGUAGGGUAAAACUACAGCCAGCAGCUAAUAGGUUUAGCUUAGCAUAAAGACCUUGAAAGGGGAGAAACAGCUAGCCCAGCAAAUUACAGCUGAUCAUUUUUAUUAGUGAUCCAUUUUUGCCUGUUUAGUUCUGGAUUAAUUGAUUGACCCAAUAAAAUGUCACUACAUCAGUUUCUCCAAGGUGAUGUCUAAAAAUUGCUUGUUUUGUCAGACUAAAGAUUUUUGUUUCCUGUCACAUUUGACAAAAAAUCAGCAAAUUGGUACAAUUUAGAAACUGGAACUAGCGAGUCUGCUUCAAAAUGAUGUUAAUCGAUUACCUGAAUUGCUCCAUUGAAUUGUUCUUUCUUCUAAGCUAAGCUAACUGCUGGAUGUAGCUUCGUAUUUAACACCUAAGACAUGAGAAAUGGUGGCAGCCAAUGUGGGAAUUUUCAAUAACGUCAAACUCUUCGUUCAGACCUCUCGCAUCAGUGCAGUCCUGCAUUUAGGCCGCGAGGCCAGAAUAUCAUAGAAAGCGCCGUGCAGACAAUGCACUGAUCACACACCAGCUAUGUAAGCUGAAUGUAAUUUGACUUUUUUAAACGUUUACCCGCUAUGUCCUCAAAGGAGUCGUGUCGUCAUGUCUGUCCUCGGUAUUGAUCUCAAACUGUUGGCCUGAUUGAGUGUUUUGUGUUAUCUAUGCUGUAGUUAAUGGAAUGUGUCCAUCAAACAGAGGUCCUACUGUACGUCUUGCAGGAAUGUCAAAUACAGUUUGUCUUGGGCUUCAGCCCAGUAAGGGAAGCGUAGGAUCAGAAAGCAUAUUUGUCCUUACUUCAACCCAUUAUGCCUUCAAUAUAAAAUUUAAAGUUUAGAUAUGUAUUUGUUUAUAAAAAAAAUGUAAUUUUAAUAAUCACCAAGCAUGUUCUUUAUAAGGAAUGUUUUCCUGAUGAGUUGAAUUAUCUAUUUUGUUUUAAUGUUUAUGUGCAAACUGCUAUGGCCCUCUGAUAUAUUUUAUCUGUUUGGUUGGAAAGAAAGCCCAGGGACAGUUGAAUGACAACAUUUGUUAAGAGUUGAUUCAUGUAAUUAUGAUUCGAUGGACAAAACAAACAAAAGCGUCUGUUGUGUUGUCAGUUUGUGUGAAACACAGUGCCUUUAUCAUGUUAUCUUUUGAAAUAUCUUUAUUGAACCAAUCCAUGCUUUUAAUGUAAGCUUUUAUUUUCAGUCAGUCCCGUCGUAUUUUUAGCUGCAGCCAUUCUUGCUCACCUCUGUUCUGAUAGAUCCUCUGCUGUAAAUAUGUACAUUAUCAUUUCAUAUGUGUCUUCAGACCUGCACCACAUGUCCAUGGUGUUUCUGUUUUUCAAAGGUGAACGCCAAGAUGUCACUGUGCUGGUUCCACUUGUACAUUUCUUUUAAAAAGGUACUUCAUAAUAAAGAUGUUGA